Diatraea saccharalis (sugarcane borer) is the source of this 3169-nucleotide messenger RNA. The record is from the annotation of a GenBank genome assembly. NCBI's taxonomy places the organism in Eukaryota, Metazoa, Arthropoda, Insecta, Lepidoptera, Crambidae.
ACAAACUGAAGACGUGUGCUUCGAAAUGUUUUAUGACGGUCUGCUUCGGGAGUUACCGAUCGAGAACCUCAUUAUUAUUCGGCGUGCGUCAUGUGCAAAUAGUGCUGAUCUUCUUUGGGUUGGUGCUUACGUACGCUAUGAGGGUCAACAUGAGUAUAGCCAUAGUUGCGAUGACCGAAACCCAGGGCGAUAGUGUAAGUGGUCCAUACAUUCGAGUGGAGUAUUGGGACCAAAAGCGUUAUUCUCUCAUCUUUCUUCUGGGGCUAUGUUAUCUUGCAAGUGCCUGCUGGUGAGUUGGCGAACAGAAUUGGAGGAAAAGUGCUAUUAGCAUCUUCGAUAGCUAUCAACUCUGUACUCUUAAUGAUCAUGCCUAUAUGUGCAUACUAUGGUGGUUGGCAGUCAGUGGUUAUCUGUCGCGUGCUGCAAGGACUUUCCCAGGGUGUAACGUUUCCUUCAGUACAUAAUCUACUUGGUAAAUGGGUCCCCGUCGAAGAAAAGAGCAGGCUUGGACAAUUCGUUUAUGCAGGUUCCCAAUUGGGUACUGCUCUUCAGUUAAUAACGGCUGGGUACAUAGCAGAUCGUUGGGGUUGGCCAAUGAUAUUCUACAGUGUGGGAAUUCUAGGUGGAAUCUGGACUGUCAUCUAUAUAAAAUUGGGAGCUGCUUCACCAAACACAUCCAAAUCAAUAAGAUCGGAUGAAAGAGCUUACAUUCAGAAUUCUUUAGAAACCGUAGAAGAAUAUAAGAAACUACCAACCCCUUGGAAACGUAUAUUGACAUCUAAACCGUUCCUGGCAUUGAUAUUAGUGCAUUGUGGAGAGAAUUGGGGAUUUUGGACUCUACUCACGGAGAUACCGUCUUACAUGGAAGUCGUUCUUGGUGUCGAUAUAAAAUCGAAUGGAGUUUUAUCGGCUCUUCCUUAUUUGUUGAUGUUUAUAUUGAGUUUUGUAUUCGCAAUAAUACUUGAUUAUUGUUUGAAAAAGCAGUGGAUCAGCUUAAGUGCUUCCAGAAAAAUAUCAAAUUCUAUUGGAUUUUAUGGCACUGCAGCUGCACUUACGGGAAUCGCUUGGUCAUCUGCCGAUAAUAAAGUACUGCCUGUUGUACUAUUGAUCUUAGCUGUGGGUCUUAAUGCUGGACACAUCACAGGGUUUGUGUUGGUACAUAUUGACAUGGCACCAAAUUUCGCUGGUACAUUAAUGGGUAUCACCAAUUUUGCCGCUAAUGUAGUAUCAAUAAUUGCUCCUUUAGUAGCCGGUAUUAUCCUCAAAGAUGAGACUGAUCCAAAGUAUUGGCAAGCGGUGUUCUUCCUAGCAGCUGGUGUGUUUGCAGUCACCAACACGAUUUUUUUAAUAUAUGGAACCAGCGAUAAACAGACAUGGGAUCGUCCAAUCGAUGAAUACUGCCCACUGAUUGAUGGAGUUCUCGAAAAACAUAGUAUGUAAGAGAUUGAGAAACAAUAAUGUUAGAUAAAUUAUGUUUUAUUAGUUACUUUAAUAAAUUACUCAAAAUGUUUUGUUUUCAAUUACGAAAUGUCAUGGUACUUAAGCUAACUGUUGUAAAUAUAAUUUAUAAUUUUUAUUUGUUUUAUUUUUACUAGCUGUUUUCUUUGUCUAUACCGGCGGAACGUAUACCCUAUUAUAAGCUGCGUAUAAUAUUUUUUUUAAUCGGACUAGUAGUUUCGGAGUCUAUUUAAUACAAAUAAAUGAUCAAAUUUUUAUAUCAAUAUUAGUUACUAAGUAAACCUUCUCGGUUGAGUCAAUGUAGAAAAUGGACUUUUUUAUAUAAUUGGGUUACACAAUAUAAACGCUUUAGCUACUUAGUUCUAGAUAUGAAGUAUAUAUGUGAUACUUUAAUAAUUUAAGGUUAAAUUUUAAGAUAGUAAACUAAACUAUUUCAUGUUCCAAGAAGUAGAACUAAUUGAUGUUUACAUCGGCCACUUUCUAGAUAGUAGAAAGUGGCCGAUGUAGAUAUAUUUAGAUAUAUUUAAUUCUAUGAUUAGCCGAUGUACAUGUAUACACAAUAGGGAUGAUGACUAAUUUUUGUUUGUAUAUCCGUCAGGCAGUGUUAAAAAAUAUUAAGCACGUAUUUUUUUAUUCUUUUCGUAAUCAUAAAAUUACUGCGUUACAUGGAGCUGAAAUUUCGCAUGACGUCACGUUAGGGUACGUUUUCUACUCAACUGUGACAUAGCGAGCGAGUCAACUUUAAUGCCAGUUAUCUAAGCUAUUUCUUGUUAAAUUGAGGUAAAAAAAAAUACGUAUCAUAUAUUUUUCUAUUAUCUGACUGAUGGACUAAAUAGAAUUGCAUUUUUUUUACCCAGUCAUCAUCCCUAUUGAUGUUAUAUUCAUUUUCUGUUCUAUCUUUUGCUUUAUAUGAUAGUAUUUUCAAAUAGCCUAAUAUAAUUAAGUCUUAACAAAGUUAUGUGUAGGUGUUAACGAAUAUAAAUGUAGCCGGGACAAAUGGCUUAGCCGGGCUUACGAUCUUUUAAUCUAUGGUCACCAAUCCUAUAAAAUUACACUUCAUCAUCAUCAUCAUCAUCACUUCAGCCGAGAGACGCCCACUGCUGGGCAUAGGCCUCCACCAAAGAUCUCCAAAGCGAUCGGUCCUGCGCCUCCCGCAUCCACUUACGAGGAUAAAAUAACACUUACGAGGAUAAAAUUCAGGAUCACUAAGUACGAAUUGCCAUUUUAAAUAGUUGAUAUUUAAGUUAUUAAAUUUAUUAAAUCAAUCCGUACAGAAAAUUGUGAAUUCAAAUAUAAUUUACAGGAAUAAUGGCCUUUCAUACAAUGUUAUUUCACAGAAGAACAGGGAUUUAUUAAUUUUCUAAAAAAAUAUUGAUAAACUAUUACACCAGAUGUUAGGAUUAUAUUUUUUUUCCAGCAAGUGUGUUAUAAAAUUAAAUUAAAGGUGCUUUGUGGUUAACACGAAUGCAGAAAAUUUCUGAAAAGCUAUUUUUGUUCUAUAUAAUUUAAAGUAUAUUCAUCUGUUAAAAACUUUUUACUUGUCAACUUGAUAAAAAACAAUGCCUGAUUUGGUUUUCAUCAUUUUUCGAAUUUUUCUGCUUUUGGUAUUACCAAAAUACUAUACCUCCCAUACAAAGAUUGUAUCUUCAAAGAUAAGGUAGUUCGUACUAAGAAAACUUGCAUCAAAAUAAAUUAAAUCCGUUCCACAAAC